Messenger RNA from Esox lucius (northern pike), 1292 nucleotides. Its product is annotated as stonustoxin subunit beta-like. The record is from RefSeq and is a predicted model, not a curated record. The transcript has 4 exons. Bases 269 to 880 code for a protein of 203 amino acids. NCBI's taxonomy places the organism in Eukaryota, Metazoa, Chordata, Actinopteri, Esociformes, Esocidae. Gene Ontology annotation, molecular function: protein binding.
GCUCAAGACUGAAGUGAGUCGGGCUGAAAGACUCUUGGAACAACUGGAGCAGGAGGUUGCUGAGCUGAGGAGGAGAGAUGUUGAGUUGAAGCAGCUCUCACACACAGAGGAUGACAUCCAUUUCCUCCAGAGUUUCCAGUCUCUAUGUGUCCCUCCUGGAUCUGAGGUCUUACCCAGUAUCACUGUCUAUCCACACAUCUCCUUCGAGCAUGUCAAGAAAUCAGUCUCUGAACUGAAAGAUCAUCUUCAAGAUAUAUGCAAGAAGGAAAUGGACAUGUUAUCUGAGAAAGAGACUACAGUUCAGAUUGGACCACCUGCUGAUCCCAAGACCAGAAAGGAUUUCUUACCAUAUUCCUGCCGGCUGACAUUGGAUCCCAAUACAACAUAUCAGCUCCUGUGUCUGUCUAAGGGGGACAGAAAGGUGACAUGUAGUGAUGAGGUCCAGUCCUAUCCUGACCAUCCUGACAGAUUUACCUCCUAUAACCAGGUGUUGUGUAGAGAGGGUCUGUCUGGAGUCUGUUACUGGGAGGUAGAGUGGAGUGGGGAGUGGGUUCGUGUAGCCGUCUCAUAUAAAGAGAUCAGCAGGAAAGGAGAUGGUAAUAAGUGUUGGUUUGGUGGUAAUAAUCAGUCCUGGAUGUUAUCCUGCUCUACAUCCAGAUGUUGUUUCUACCACAAUAAUUCUGGGACUGAUAUCCCUGUCCCCUGCUCCUCCAGAGUAGGAGUGUAUCUGGACCACAGGGCAGGAACUCUGUCCUUCUACAGUAUCUCUGACACAAUGACCCUCCUCCACAGAGUCCAGACCACAUUCACUCAGCCACUCUAUCCUGGGUUCUAUGUUUAUAAAGGAAAGACUGUAAAGAUACUGACACCUAUUCAGUGAUCCAUCUAUCACUUUGCUGGUAUCAAUAUAUUGUUAGCUUUACUAGGAGGUUUAUCGAUACAUAAUUCAUUAACUUUGGCUAAAGAAUGAACUGCAAUUACAUCAUAGCGCCCAGUAUUAUAUAGUUGCUAAUUUGCAUAUACAGAGGUGUCAAACAAACCAAGGGGGACAGGUUUGUUACUGAACAUAAACUUCAAUAGUGGUGGGAGUUGAUUGACAGGUGAAAUGGACCAAUAUUUUUUUAGUUUAGUUUAGUUGACCUCUAGUACUCUGCUUAAUGAUUUUAAUGGAGGAGUUUUUCUUAUUAAGCAAAAGGUAGUGUGAUUACCUGAUUGUGUCCUACACGUUGAUAUAUGGAAUGUGUGUAUUUGGAUCAUUAUGAAGUGUUAUUUUUUUAUUAAAGAAAAUUAAU